Messenger RNA from Monodelphis domestica (gray short-tailed opossum), 954 nucleotides. Its product is annotated as olfactory receptor 5B2. Gene Ontology annotation, biological process: G protein-coupled receptor signaling pathway. NCBI's taxonomy places the organism in Eukaryota, Metazoa, Chordata, Mammalia, Didelphimorphia, Didelphidae. Gene Ontology annotation, cellular component: membrane. The record is from RefSeq and is a predicted model, not a curated record. Gene Ontology annotation, molecular function: olfactory receptor activity; G protein-coupled receptor activity.
AUGACAUUUAUGGAGAACACGUCUGAAGUGAAUGUCUUCAUCCUUACAGGAUUAACAGAUGACCCAGGGCUUUAUAUUCCUCUUUUCAUAAUGGUCACCCUCAUCUAUCUCAUCACCCUGAUAGGGAACCUGGGGAUAGUAGCUCUGAUCUCCUGGGAUUCCUGUCUCCAUACUCCUAUAUACUUUUCCCUCAGGAAUCUAUCUCUGGUAGAUUUUGGUCUUUCCUCAACCAUUAUUCCCAAGGUGAUGACCGGGCUCCUCACAGGGGACAUGGUCAUCUCUUAUAAUGGAUGUGCUACUCAGUUGUUCUUUUUGGGGGGCUUUGCUACUAUUGAAAGUUACAUGUUAGCCUUUAUGGCCUAUGAUCGUCAUGCCACUGUGUGUAGACCCCUACAUUAUAACACUAUCAUGACAUCAAAAAUGUGUGCAUAUGUGAUAAGCGGGGGUCACAUCUGGGGAUUUCUGUCCUCCUCCAUCUUCAUAGGAAGUAUUUUUAGCCUUUCCUUCUGCAGGUCCAAUGUAGUCAAUCACUUUUUCUGUGAUAGUCCCCCUCUCUUAAUUCUAUCUUGCUCUGAAAUUCAUAUCACUGAAUCAAUAAUCUUCAUCUUAGGAUCAUUAAAUAUAUCCCUCCCAUUUCUUGUCAUCUUUUUCUCUUACUUGUUCAUCUUCAUCACUGUCCUGAAGAUCCGAUCUGCUAAUGGGCGCCAGAAAGCCUUCUCUACCUGUGCUUCCCAUCUCACAGCAGUGUUCAUAUUUUAUGGGACAAUCAUCUUCAUGUACUUCCGACCCAGCUCAAGCCAUUCAAUGGACUCAGACAAAAUGGCAUCAGUAUUCUACACCAUGGUUAUCCCUAUGUUGAAUCCUCUCAUCUAUAGUCUGAGAAACAAAGAAGUUAAGAAUUCUUUCAGAAAGGCUUUGAGGGGACACCAACUUCAAUUUGAUCAUCCUUUUUAA